AAGAAGACCUGCAGUGUUUUGCAAGAUUGGCCUCAGAGCAAUAUGUAACCUGCAGGAUGAUGGCCUGUUAUGUAUGUGCAUGCCACAGUGGGACAGAGCGAAGACCAAACUACUCUCAUCCCCGGCAGUAUUACAUAAACGUCAGAAAGUCAUGUUCAAAACAAGCCAUCUGAUUCCGCUUUAAGUGAGCCCUGGCGGCUGCAGCAAGUGGUUUUGACGGACAGAGCGGCGUUUGGUUUUCAUUAGAUUGUCUCGACACUGACCCCCUGCCCCAUCUACAGUAAUAUGAAACCAGCCCUCUGGCAGACGCACUGUGCGGAAGAGAGAGCCGAGCGGAGCUGAUGCAGUCUGCACUGCUUCCACUACCCGGUCCGCAGGCUGGACUGCGCCGCCGCCGCCGCCACCGCCGCACUCAGCACCAGGAGCCACUGUAACACAGCACCGGAACGUGCAAUGGCCAAGACGCUAUGUUGACACGAGCACCAGACGGUGAAUCUAUGUAGUCUUCUCUGAGGGAUUACCUAAGUUUACGCAGAGGCGACUGGGGCUUCGCUCCUCUGCUGGCUGCUGCUCUGCUCAGUCUGCUGGUCGCAGGGAUGCAACAAGCCACAGCGUUUCCCUCCUGGAGGUUAGAGGAAGAAGCUUACACCACUGUGUUGCUCAUCGGGAUCCGCAAAGAGGCCCGCUCGCAGGUGCUGCACCUCUCCAGGAACAAGCGCUACACCCUCACCCCGGAGCAGCUCAAGUGGGACAAGUUCAAGCUGACAUACAAGUUGCUCUCCUUCCCCACUAACUUGAUAAAUGCCAGCGACACGCGUCGGGGCUUUGCCAAGGCCUUUGGCAUGUGGAGCGACGUCUCGCCGUUCAGCUUCAGAGAGGUGCCAGCGGACCAAGAGGCAGACAUUAAGAUCGGCUUCUACCCCGUCAACCACACGGACUGUCUGCAGUCGUACUUGCACCACUGUUUCGACGGCAUCACGGGGGAACUGGCUCACGCGUUCUUCCCGCCGACUGGCGAGAUCCACUUCGACGACCACGAGUACUGGAUUCUGGGAAACAUGCGGUUUAGCUGGAAGAAAGGGGUUUGGCUGACGGAUCUGGUCCAUGUGGCGACUCAUGAAAUCGGCCACGUCCUGGGACUCAUGCACUCCAUGGACCCGAAAGCCAUAAUGCACCUCAAUGCAACUCUGACGGGGCGGAAGCUCAUCACACAGGAUGAGGUGUGGGGCAUGCACCGUCUCUACGGAUGUUUGGACCGGUUAUUUAUCUGCCCGGCCUGGGCUCGGAAAGGCUAUUGCGACAGCAAGCGCAAGCUGAUGCAGAAGCACUGCCCCUCCAGCUGUGAUUUCUGUUACGAGUUCCCGUUCCCCACUGUGGCUCCCACCCCGACACCCCUGAGGACCAAACACAAGCUGGUCGUCGAGGGCAAGAAGCUCACUUUUCGCUGCGGGAAGAAGAUAGCGUCGAAGAAAGGCAAAGUAUACUGGUACAAGGACGGGGAGCUGCUGGAGUACUCUCACCCCAACUACAUCUCCCUGAAGGACGACCACAUAACCAUAGUGGCCAACGCCAUCAACGAGGGCACAUACACCUGCAUCGUGAAGAAAAAAGACAAAGUUCUCACAAACUACUCGUGGAGAGUACGUGUGCGGUUCUGAAGGCCCCCGCCGGCUCCUCUGCACACUGAACAGGACACAUUCACACACAUGCGGUCACAAAGAGACCUCAUUCACAAGGGCACAUACGGUUUUUUUUUUUUAAUACUGUUUUUCUUGUAUCUUCCACAUAUACCUGUCUACCGUCGAUUCUCAUGUGUGUUAAGGUGUUUUGAUGUGUGCAAAUAAAUGUUCUGUGACAAGGAGAA
Molecule: messenger RNA, 1864 nt
Organism: Acanthopagrus latus (yellowfin seabream)
Lineage: Eukaryota; Metazoa; Chordata; Actinopteri; Spariformes; Sparidae
Gene: mmp23ba
Product: matrix metallopeptidase 23ba
Exons: 9
Coding region: 597-1658 (353 amino acids)
Biological process (GO): extracellular matrix organization; proteolysis; collagen catabolic process
Cellular component (GO): extracellular matrix
Molecular function (GO): zinc ion binding; metalloendopeptidase activity
Source: RefSeq, a predicted model, not a curated record